AUGUUUGGCAACACUCACUGUGCAGCAGGACAUCUCGUGCGGCCAGCCUUCUUGGCCUGCCCAAGCUGGGCUACCUUGAGUUUAUUCAGUGUUGGUGCCGCAGCAUUUGCAAGGAUGGCACAGAUGUCCGCAACCCUGGAGGUAAUCAGAUUGCGCAAAAUGUUCUUCCUUCGGUCGCUGGUGUCGAAUAUCCGAUCAAGCAGCGCCAUUAUUAUGGUUCUCACUUUUUUGGCGACAUGCCUUUGCUUCUGCCUGCCCAGCAUUGCCUGCAACAUAUGUACUGUUGAGAACCGUCGAAAGCAACUUGGUUACGGCGCCUCUGAGGCACCCUUGCGCGGUUUGGACAUUCCUGAGCAAAACAAUUUAUCGCUGACUUUGGCAUGCAAGCAAUGA
Effrenium voratum is the source of this 393-nucleotide messenger RNA. Lineage: Eukaryota; Dinophyceae; Suessiales; Symbiodiniaceae. The record is from the annotation of a GenBank genome assembly.